This is a messenger RNA of Carlito syrichta (Philippine tarsier), 472 nucleotides long. RefSeq names its product cactin. NCBI's taxonomy places the organism in Eukaryota, Metazoa, Chordata, Mammalia, Primates, Tarsiidae. The annotation marks the transcript as partial. The record is from RefSeq and is a predicted model, not a curated record. Gene Ontology annotation, cellular component: cytoplasm; spliceosomal complex. Gene Ontology annotation, molecular function: protein binding. Gene Ontology annotation, biological process: negative regulation of innate immune response; mRNA cis splicing, via spliceosome. The transcript has a single exon.
GCCAGCGAGAGCGCCGAGGACAUCUUCUUCCGGCGCGCGCGCGAGGGCAUGGCGCAGGACGAGGCGCAGUUCAGCGUGGAGAUGCCGCUGGCCGGCAAGGCCUACCUGUGGGCCGACAAGUACCGGCCGCGCAAGCCGCGCUUCUUCAACCGCGUGCACACGGGCUUCGAGUGGAACAAGUACAACCAGACGCACUACGACUUCGACAACCCGCCGCCCAAGAUCGUGCAGGGCUACAAGUUCAACAUCUUCUACCCCGACCUCAUCGACAAGCGCGCCACGCCCGAGUACUUCCUGGAGGCCUGCGCCGACAACAAGGACUUCGCCAUCCUGCGCUUCCGCGCGGGCCCGCCCUACGAGGACAUCGCCUUCAAGAUCGUCAGCCGCGAGUGGGAGUACUCGCACCGCCACGGCUUCCGCUGCCAGUUCGCCAACGGCAUCUUCCAGCUCUGGUUCCACUUCAAGCGCUACC